Panonychus citri (citrus red mite) is the source of this 1227-nucleotide messenger RNA. RefSeq lists its product as uncharacterized. The transcript has 2 exons. Bases 93 to 1202 code for a protein of 369 amino acids. Lineage: Eukaryota; Metazoa; Arthropoda; Arachnida; Trombidiformes; Tetranychidae. The record is from RefSeq and is a predicted model, not a curated record.
CAGAUGUUCUUUGCAUGUGGUUAGUUACUUCUUGUGGUUGAUUGUUUUUAAUUAGUUGGUUUAAUUGUUAAUCGGUUACUGAUAAAUUAAUCAUGGGUAAAAAAGGUGACCAAGAGAAGAAAGUUAGAAGAAUAACUUUUCUCAAUGGACAAUCGGAUAAAGUUGUUUCUGGUUUAAAACCUUCAGAUGGAAAAGAAAUGAUCAAUUUUUUUUCCAAUCUAAUUGUUAAUCAUCCUGAACUUACUUGUAUUGCUAAAAGUGUAAAGAAAAAGGAAAAAGGAAAAGCCAAAGAAAAAGAGCAGGAAGAAAAAUCUAAAGAAAAAGAAAUUGAAAUUGAAAUUGAAGAACCAAUUUUUACUAUUGGUGAGGAUAAAGAAUCGACUGAUCGAGUUAAUUUGCCUAUUCCUAAGCCUAGAAAUCCACUUAGAGAUGAAAUUGUUUUCGGUUUAACUGAGAUAAUCAAGAAAAUUCAAAAAAAACAGUUAAUCGGUGUUGUUGCUUGUGAUCCAUUGACGGUUCAUAUUCAAGCGACAUUAUAUGAUCUUUGUAAAGAGUUUAAUGUUCCCUUUCUAUUAUCCAAGAAUCUUAAUCAAAUUGGUGAUAUUUUGAAAAUGUCUAAAUUAUCCUGUUAUGCUUUCACCGAGAAAGUAAAAGAAUCAACCUCUUUGUGCCAUUCGUUGUUUAAAAUAUUCCUCCAACAACCAGGAUUAUCUUUUAGUGAUAAAAGUGAAUUAAAUCCGUGUUUACAUUCAAACACUGAAGAUAUGGAAAUAGUUGAUACUUAUAAGCCAGAAUUUGUGUUUGACUUUCCACCAGAAGAUAAUUUUUAUAUUCCAAGAGAGGAAAUUGAUUUACCAACAUCAACAACAAAUCUCGAUGAAAGUGAAAAGAAAAUGGAUGAUUUUAUCAACAUAGACCAUCAAGUUAACCAUUUUCCUCCUCGAUUUUAUUUCCGUGACAUUCAAUUAAUCCUUCCUUGGACUGGAGAUGUUGAAAUGAGCGAAAAGAAAUUACAGAAAAUUGGAAAAUCUUUGUUCACAGUUAAAUCAUCAUUAACAAAAGAUGAAUAUCAAUUAGAUGAAGAGAUUCCCUUCUGUGAACCAAAGACAACAGUCUUACCAUCAUCUGGUCGAAAAAAAGAGAAGAGAAAAAAGUUCAAAAAAAUCAAACAAGCUCCAAGAAAAAAGAAAUCUAAUAAAUAAAUUUGAAAAUUUAUUCUCUAAACAA